Messenger RNA from Australozyma saopauloensis, 888 nucleotides. RefSeq lists its product as uncharacterized. The record is from RefSeq and is a predicted model, not a curated record. The coding region runs from base 1 to 888 and encodes 295 amino acids. The transcript has a single exon. Lineage: Eukaryota; Fungi; Ascomycota; Pichiomycetes; Serinales; Metschnikowiaceae.
AUGUUGCCACAUAAACUCGCACGUCGUGCAUCUUCGCCUGGAGCUAAUAAACUGAAUAAUUUGUUGUCCGGCUUGGAUGACUGUAUGGACCAUGCUGCUAAACGAAGAAAAACUGCGCCUAGCACUUCUGAACUUUCUGCAAAGCUUCAGUCGAAUGCAAAGGACGAUAUUAUGGACCCUGUUGAACGCCUCUUGAGCUUGACCUCGCUGGAUGGUGACAUCUUGCUGAAUAUAGAUGCCUCAGACUCUAACAGAAGCUGUAGCUCAUAUUCGAGCUACUCAUCGAUAUGCUCCGAUGACCUUGCAUCUCCUUGUUCAGACAUUCCAGCCAUUCCAUACAGCGCAGCACAUCAUAACAUUUCCUACAAUUUUUCCAAAGUUUUCAAUGACAACUUGAGAUCGUAUUAUUCAUCAUUUAGAAAGUCUCAGAUUGAAAUCCACAAUGAUCACUCACUGUUCUCUGUGUUGACGAGGCCUCGUGUUUCACCAGCGCCUUUCAAGAGACAAAAGCACCUGCGUUCAAGACAGGUUCCGUUUUUUAAGAAUGUCAACUUCAACCCAUCUCCUGAAUUUGGAAACAAACUUGAGGAUUACAUUGACUACAAUGAUGAUGACGAAGAAGUAUUCUCUGAGAAUGGUGAGCAGAACUCGUCUUCUUCAGAUUCUUCGCCUAUUUCAUCUCCACUUCCCACUCUCCAUGAUAAUCAUGGAAAGAUGUCAUUCCACUAUCGCAGGAACGAUGGGCUCAAUUUAUCGUUGACCGAUGAGCAAUCUCCGCAAGGACUUAACGAGGGGCUCAAGUUUUUGAACUCACGGUCCAUCAUCUCUGGACAGGCUAGUGAAACGAUUGGCGCUGCCAAAUUCAUGGUCAAUGAGUUUUUCUUCUAA